AAGUGCUGCAGAGUUUCACAAAACGCGGUCGAUCGUGUGGUUGAAUUAGGGAGUCAUUUUGUAAUCAGCUGGAUAAAACCAGUAAGCUCCACUAUUAUGGUCGGUGCAGCCUGGAAGCAAGACAACCGCGGCAAAGGAAUAUAUGUUGACCACGAAGCCACUGCAGGUGAAGAAGAAGAAAGAGAAUGUUAUGUGGAAGAUAAGAGUCAAGGCAACUGGGCAGAACUUCCUGAUUUGGUCAUUGAAAGGAUCUUUUCCUAUUUGAAUAAUGAAAAACGUUAUUAUGGUUCCUUGGUUUGCAGAAGGUGGUAUCAGGCUUUUCACCUGCCAUAUGUGUGGUCUACAUUUGUUCUGGAAGAUCGUGUCUUAUCCAGGAGGCGUUUCAACUACCAUUUGGGCUGGCAAUAUACUCUAGAUCACUAUAGAGCUCAAAUCUUCUUGUACAAAACAGCCAAAAAUAUCCGUACCCUUGUUUUUGCCCCAAUGUUUAACUUUUUCAAUCUCUUUGAGGUCAUGAACAUGCUUUCCCAUUUUAGUGAACGUUACCCCGGCUCUCUUGACAACGUCCACACGCUCAAGUUUACUUUCAACUGUGACAUGGCAAUGCGAACAGAAAAUGCCAUUUACGGCACUGGCGGCCAACUGUUACAAGCGCUCAAAAAACUCAUGUCUUACCUACCUGGCCUCACCAGCUUGGAAUUGACCAACUUGCUUUUGGACAGUUCCGAAGCGCUCUAUCUCUUGGAUGACGUUUGCUACACUAGAUGCCUAAAUUUGCAUUCACUCACCCUAAUCAAUUGCACCAAAGUACCUUGUCGGCUUCUCCAUCCUGGCGCCUUCCUCCGGUUGCAUUCGCUCCGUAUCAGCCCCCAAACACUAAGCCCUGAUUUGCUUUGGCUCAUUGGCUGUACAAGAUUGCAACACCUUCAUGUCAUUCAAAACGCGUAUACUGAAUCAUGUUACAGUAUUGACUCUAAAGCCUGGGCCGAACUGAACUAUAAAAAUCCAGCGCUAAGAGUACAUCUGAAAUCAACCGGAAAGACUAAACGAGAAAUCGUAUGGCAGGAACGCGCUCCAGUUUCAUCCGUUUUAUACAAUUCCCGUUAUUCCAAAGUAACUAUGCCAAGUAUUCUAACUGUCGUCGACCUUUACCGCAAUCGCCUGAAAGUCUACGGCCAUUUAGGACUUCCCCGUUUUCAUACAUCGAAUAGCUUCCAGCAUCGGAUUGACAUGGCUUUGAUCACUCUCGUUCGGGAAUGUCCCAAUCUACACACACUGGUCAUUCGCGAGAGAAUUUCGACAGCGACGCUGAUCCUGCUGGUCAGUUCGGCCAAUUGCAACAGUUUGCGGAGGCUAUACGUUCGCCGUAACGCAUUGCUGCUACGUGCUGACUGGCCACGUAGCCUCGAAUGGACCGAGGACUACUUUAACUGGCUGAAGAGCACAUCCAGGAGCUACGAAGCGACACAGGUAGAAGUAUCUAAUCAACUCAGACAGCCUAAUUGGCAAGCACUGAACGACCAACAGUUCAAAAUUUUGAAGGUUAAUGUCGAGAUAGAUUCUUGCUAACUCCUCUUGCUCGUUGGGUUUUCCCCCAUUUUAGAAACCUAUACCCUAUUGCGUUACCUUUACCCUUUUCCCGUAUGCAAAAAAGAAAAAGACAAAGAAAAAAACAGCCGCAAUCUGCCCAUGUAAUAAAGAUAUCAAUACAUCAUAUCUCCGUA
Daphnia carinata is the source of this 1724-nucleotide messenger RNA. Its product is annotated as F-box/LRR-repeat protein 21-like. Gene Ontology annotation, molecular function: protein binding. The coding region runs from base 97 to 1569 and encodes 490 amino acids. The record is from RefSeq and is a predicted model, not a curated record. NCBI's taxonomy places the organism in Eukaryota, Metazoa, Arthropoda, Branchiopoda, Diplostraca, Daphniidae. The transcript has 5 exons.